Molecule: messenger RNA, 4503 nt
Organism: Danio aesculapii
Lineage: Eukaryota; Metazoa; Chordata; Actinopteri; Cypriniformes; Danionidae
Exons: 5
Coding region: 177-1307 (376 amino acids)
Biological process (GO): nucleosome assembly; regulation of apoptotic process; inflammatory response
Cellular component (GO): nucleosome
Molecular function (GO): DNA binding; structural constituent of chromatin
Source: RefSeq, a predicted model, not a curated record
UGUACCGCCCCUAACUUCCUUCUGUUAGGGGGAAAACACUUUCGUUUUCUCAAGUUGAAGCUACUUCAAAACGGGUUUACCCCGGCAGAUAAAGGAAAUAAAAAAAAUCCUGAUAGAUAUUAGUACCGUUUGAAUAGACCACCUGAAAUCGUGAGUUUAGCAGAUUAUCCUCAAAAAUGGACGAAAACAUCCCAGAAGAAGAGCCGCGGGAGCGAUGCAAAGAGGCGCUGUUUGUGGAUGACAAAUCAGCCGAGCUCAUUCAAAGGGUCACUGCAGUGAUGGCAAUAGCAGAUGAACUGAGGACCAAGGACAUAAUACAUGGUGAAAAAUAUGAAGAGAUCAAAGCAGAAAAAACUAACCAGGAAAAAAUGAGAAGGCUUUUUGAAUCACUAAAUUCUGGAGGAGACGAUGUCAAAAGAGUAUUUUAUUAUUUGCUGGAAAAGCACGAGCCACACCUCUUCAAAGACCUGGGUGGUUUCAACAGGAAACGUAAGCAAGAUGAAAAUCUUGAUGAUCCAGUGCCAAGUAAAAGAUUUAAUACUGGGAGUAAUAAUUACCAUACUCACAAUUAUAACAAUGCUAGUAACUCAGCAGCAGAACCAGCGCCAACAUACAAAGUGACCCACAUUAUUAAUCAAAGCAUUCCUCCUAAUAACAUGGACAAUGUUGCCAUCAUAAAACCCAUUGUAAUGACCCCCUGGACUCCUGCAUCCGAAAGAGAGAAAAAACUUUCUGCACCCAACAAAGGGAAGAAACAUCCUGCUCUUGUACAGAGAAAGUUUCCUAAUCCGGUGCAAGUAAAUAAACCUCCAAAGAAAGAGAAGAAAUCUGCAACCAAACAGGAGAAGCCUCCUGCCCCAAAGAAAGAGAAGAAGUCUCCUGCUCCCAAAAAAGAGAAGAAGCCUCCAGCACCAAAGAAAGAAAAUAAAUCUCCUACAUCCAAAAAGAACAAGCCUCCUGCCUCAAAGAUAGAGAAUAAAUCUCCUGCACCCAAAAAAGACAAGCCUACUGCACCAAAGAAAGAGAAGAAGGCUCCAGCACCAAAGAAAGAGAAGAAGCCUCCAGCACCAAAGAAAGAGAAGAACCCUCCAGCACCAAAGAAAGAGAAGAAGCCUCCAGCACCAAAGAAAGAGAAGAAGCCUCCAGCACCAAAGAAAGAGAAGAAGCCUCCAGCACCAAAGAAAGAGAAGAAGCCUCCAGCACCCAAAAAACAGAAACCUCCAGCUCCCAAAAAACAAAAGCCUCCUGCACCCAAAAAACAAAAGCCUCCUGCACCCAAAAAACAAAAACCUCCUGCACACAAGUGAGUGUGCUGUUUGGUGUGAGUGGUACUGAGUGUCACCUGUGCGUCACACCAGUCUCGAGUGCAAUGGACGAGCUCUGGAAGAUAAAAGGUGGAGAGAUGACAGUGGAAGAUGAGACAGGACCAGGGGGCUGAUUCAUAAAGGCUGUUUAGAAAAGCAGGGAUUGAAGUCCACAACCUGGGGUUCGUUCUUCGUACCUCGCUUAAGUGAUCUAAGACGAUUUGGCAGAUCCUGGAUCUUUUUAUCUUGAUAACUGAUCUCUGGCUAAUUUGGUUCUUCAAACAAGUUCAUGAAUCAGAUUAAAAUGUCUGGAUGAACUGAUCUGAGAUCGCUGCGUGUGUUGUGAAGGACAGAUCUAUUGAUCCUCAAAAUCAUGAUCAGCAAUGCAACGAUUGGCUGACGGCACAGCAGCGUAAUGACAUCAUCUGAUUAAUAUUCAAUUGCCAAAAUUACAUAAAAUUCAUAGUAAACGGUUUGUUAAAUAUAAUACGCAAUAACUUUACACAUUUGUUGUGGGCUGCAAGCUUUACACUUUCACGUGUCUAGAGUAUUUAGUGAUCUUAUUUAGUUUUACGUUUUAGAUCGGAUUUUCUUUAUUAUAGUAGCCUAGGCCAAUUAAAGUUUCUCAAUCGGCGCUAGGAAUCUCAAUAAAUUUUGCAUCAAAAAGCAUUUUGAUAUCGGUAAAGGUGUCUGCAAGUUUUGCGAAGCAUGAAAUCACCGCCAUUUUAGCUGUCAAAACGUGCAUGACUGCAUAAAUUAUUAUUCCUUUAUAAAAAACAACAACAAACAAUCAAAAACAGUCGAAUAUUGUUCAUACCUAUUAUCACACACAAAUUGUAUUAAAGGUGGUACCUUAAAAUAGUGCGUUUGUGUCUAAAAAUUCCAUAAUAAAUGUUUUCUUUGAUCCCCUUGGGGAGAACCACUCCGUUUUUGUACUUUUAUUUCAGAGUGCAGAUUGCAUGUUUUUUUUAUAUAUAUAUAUUUUAGCUUAUAUGUAUAUAAACAUAAAUAUGAUUAAAUAUUUAAUAUUAUUAAUUAUUAUAAAUUAUAAAUGUAAAUUUUUUAUUAUUUUACCAUUUUCCCAAGUGUAUAUAACCCAUAGGUUACUACUGUAAGAAAAUAUCAGCAUACUUUCAGCAUCGCCUGUAUAACUAUUGCUAUGACAACAACUCUCUAAUGAGAUCGAAAACAAAACGAUCCUGGAUCAUGUCAAAUCGUCAAUAACCAAAUCCAGAUAAUUAAGUAAAAAUAGGAAGAACGGACCCCUGACCUGAAUGAGCCGAACUAAACAACUGCACUUAUAUGGGUUUCAUAACAGUAAGUCUAGAUAAAUGCGUGUGUAACCUAUUGUUAUAAAUCCUAAAGGUCAAGCAUGGAUUAAAAGCCAUUAUAAAACAAUUAUAUAUACAGGGGUUGGACAAUGAAACUGAAAUGCCUGGUUUUAGACCACAAUAAUUCAUUAGUAUGGUGUAGGGCAGUGUUUCCCAACCCUGUUCCUGAAGGCACACCAACAGUCCACAUUUUCAACCUCUCCCUAAUCAAACACACCUGAAUCAUCUUAUCAUAACAUCAGAAGAGACUCCAAAACCUGAAAUGAAUGGGUCAGAUAAUGGAGACAUCCAAAAUAUGUACUGUUGGUGUGCCUCCAGGAACAGGGUUGGGAAACACUGGUGUAGGGAAGGAGUGCUUAAUCUUGUUCCUGAAGAUCUACCUUCCUGCAGACUUUAGUCCAACCCUGAUCAAACACCACUAUACCAACUGAAAAGAAUCUGAUGAAACACUUGGUAAUUAAAGACAGGUAUGUUUGAUCAAGGUUGCACCUGAAGUCUGCAGGAAGGUAGAUCUCUGGGAACAGGGUUGGGAAAUCCUGGUGUAGGGCCUCCUUUUGUGGCCAAUACAGCAUCAGUUCAUCUUGGCAAUGGCAAAUACAAGUCCUGUCACUACAGAUCACUAAGUGAUGCUGGUAGAGGAAAGUGUUUCCUGACUCGCUCCUUCUAAAGUGGCUCAAUCAUGUUUUGAUCUGGUGACUGUGCAGGCCAUGGGAGAUGUUAAACUUAACUAUUUUAUUUUUCAAACCACUCUGUCACCAGUCUUGCUGUGUUUAUUGGUGCAUUAUCAUCCUAAUACAUGGCACCGCCUUCAGGAUUCAAUGUUUGAACCAUUGGGUGCACAUGGUCCUCCAGAAUGGUUCGGUAUUCCUUGGCAGUGAGUGAUGUGCACAUGGGCAUCCAACAGUCUGGGUUGUACGCUUUUUUGAGCUUCUCCACCCUUAUCUUUCUUGGUGGUAUGCUGAUUUUACCCUGGAUACUGUGGCUCUUGAUCACAAAGACUUGCUGUCUUGGUCACAGAUGCGCUAGCUAGAUGAGCACCAACAGUUUGUCUACUUUUGAACUCUGAUAUGUCACCCAUAACGUUGUGUGCAUUGCAAUUUUUAAGCAAAAGUGUGUGCUGUUACUCUGCUAAUUAAACCUUCACACUCUGCUCUUAAGCUGCGGUCACACUGGACUUUUCUCCCCAUAGACUUCCAUUCAUACGCCCGCGAAUGCGUCAGACCGGAAACACAAGCUCAUGCGUCAAGUUUCGCAGUUCGCUGCGUUGCAAAGUUCAAGCUUGGUAAAGUCUGACCUGCGAAAUCACAUCACUUGACUGCGUGAGACUAAUCGAGGACCAAAACAUGACCUCUCUGGACAGAAAUGUAAAAUAUGGACCAAUUGCUCGCUUUUUUAAAUGUCUAAUCAUCUUGUUUAAUCCCGCCCCUUUUCUCAACGCCGAAACAGAAUUUCACAUGGUCAAACUCUAGUGUGACCACAGCUUAACUAGGGGAUUGUCCUAUCAAUGAAGAUUGGCCACCAGGCUGCUGAAAUUUAGCUGUUAAACCCCCAACACUAAAUUGUUUCAGUUUCAUUGUCCAACCCCUGUACAGUUAUUAUUUCCCAGUAGGCUAUGUAAGUUGCCAGAGUAAUUGAUUUUGAACUAUUGUAAGUAUGAUUUAUAAAACAGAAUUUUCCAUUAAUAGGCUUGACUUGCCAAAAUAAGCCUGGCUUAUUCUCUAAUCUUGUUUUAUGGAACAGCCCCCAGGUCUCCGUUAAUUUGUGUAAGAGUUUUGUAUCCAUUUGUAUGGCAGUCGUCCAAGACUGGCAGCCUUGUUUUAUAUUUUUGUUAAGUGUUUAACAUAUAUGAUUAAACUUUUUGUUAAUCA